Pocillopora meandrina is the source of this 9565-nucleotide messenger RNA. The record is from the annotation of a GenBank genome assembly. Lineage: Eukaryota; Metazoa; Cnidaria; Anthozoa; Scleractinia; Pocilloporidae.
AAUAUGGCGGCCGAACAUGGUCAUGGUGUUGUGUCAUUUGUCUAAAAUUUCUCCCUUAAAACGAUCGCAGUCGCCAAAAUAUGAGCUGGUUAUUUGGAUCAUCGAAACCUCCGAAGUCUCAACUACCACCUACGACAGCUUUACAGCAACAGAGACUAAAACAGAUCGAAUCGUUGCGUACGCUUCACAAGUGAGUUUCAAGUCCACUUUUCACUUAUCUUUUUUUUAUUUCCGGUUCCCAUUUCUGCGGCUUUGAUUUAUACAACUAACCUAAGCUGAGCCGCCUUGGUUUCAAAGAAUCUCCCGUGUAAUUUAAGCAUUUCUUUUAUGAACCCAAAGAAAGCCUUCCAAAGUUCUUUUCAAAAGCUAAGAGUGACAAGCUCGCUAAACACCACAGCAGGCACAUCAUUCACAAUUCUUUAAUUUACGAUAAAAAAAAUCGUGCUCUGAUACCUAAGCGGUAAUAUGCUAAAAUAAUUUCUCAGUUGAAAACGUACUAGCAUGGUGCAUAAUCAUCGGUUCUGUCGAAGUCUUAUGACUCGUAUGCUGAACAAAUUGCUCAAUCUAUGAAACGACUAAUAUGAAACCUGCCUGUACACGGUCUGUACUUCGCCACUAUCAAUGUCUAUCUUCAUUUUAACGAGAUUAAUAUCCGCGUUAAAUCCCAAGUUCGUAGACGUCACAGUACAUACUUUUUGCUACACGUACACUUAUAAGAUCUCCACACAAUUCUUUCAUGUAUAGUAAAUUAUGCCGUUCUUUACAUUCCUGUACAUUGGAAGAUUUUAUUUUAUCUUCUAUUAUAACUAUGAUUAAAUUUGUGUCAGCAAACAGAGAAGCCUAGUUACAUAGGCAAGCCAAGCUAAAACAACCAGCCCCUUAGUAGUUAAAGGAUAAUCAGAUAAUAAGUGUACUUACAUUCUCUUUCAAUGUAACAGCUGAUUGGUAAAUAAAGACACUGGCAAACUUCUUAACACUGUAAGGGUUUCCUGGAGAGAUGAAAUGUAUUUUUAAAAUCUAUAUAGUAGUAGGACAGUAGUUAUCUUUUAAUUUUGGUGGCUGAUGAAUUUUUUUUGUCAUGACCAAUUGUUUCAUUAUAUUUGCAGUAUCACAGAAGUUCAGAGAGAUGUGGAAUACAGAGUUACCUUCAAUGUGGGAACCUCAACUGUUUUUCUGAACAUGUAUGACACCAACUUAUUUCAAUAGGAAUUAAAAUGCUCUCAGAAUGUUGAAGUAGAGUACCUACAGUUCUAACAACCAUUUUUUUAACCAAGUAUAUAUACCUAUGUGAAGUAUAUAUGCAUUUGUAACAUAACUGAGAUGCCACAAGCCUCCUGAGUGACCAAAAACCUAUAAUUUAUUGCUCUGUUAAACCAAUUAUUAUUUUAUAAUAGUAAUAGAUUGCAUUUUCUAUUGGUUUACUGGAGCAACAAUCCACAUGGGAUGCUAGGAGAACACAAAAAAGUUUGUAAAUCAUGAGCCAGAGGUGGGUGAUUUAAAACUUUUCAAUCAUUCUCCAAACAUCCCACAUGGAUUUUUAUGCUUUUAAAACAUUAAAAAGUGCAGUCUAUUGCUUUAAAAGGUAUCCACAUAAAUUUUUAGGCCACUGCUUACUUUACCCUGGAACAUUUAGCUGUUGAACUGAUAAAGCUUGAAGAGGUGUUACCUCAAAAAAAAAAAUUUAAACUUUGUUUGUAGGUUGGUAAACUGUGCAUUGGAUCUAUAGGGAGUGAGAACUUUUGAGCUGAUCUGCAUGUUGUCUUAUUGUUAUAGAAUGAAUUUGUUGAACUGUUUUUUCCUCUAGAACCCUACCCCCUCAGUUUCCUAAUGAAAGGCCAGUUGUUAAAGUAUCUCCACCUUUGCAUCAUCCAUGGGUUAAUGAUCAGGUGAGGAACAACUUCAAGGGCACUAUGUAUCAUAAAAGAUCUAGGGUAAAAAUUUCAAGUUUGGGUCCUGCAAUUCAUGUCAAUGUCAGGGACUUAAAUACAAGCAAAAUGCGACUUUGAAACUCACUAGUGAGACUUAAAAGAUUGUGAUAAAAUAAUCAUUAACCCCCUUUACAUUAGUAUGCAUAUUCUCCAUACUUUUUGCUGUACAUCUCUCAAGGUACUGACAAGGAGAAUUUGUUCAACAAUCAAGAACUUCCUUCAUUGGUGAUUAUUUCCUUUAUUUUACUGACCUUUUAUGUUCGAUUCAAGGGUGAUAUUGUUAGGAGAAAAUAGAUGCUAGUCACCAUUAGGGGUGAAAGGGUUUAAUCAUAUUGUAAAAGUUAACUUUUCUCUCUCUCUUUUUCUCUUAGAUGAUGGUGGUGGGAUGUCCUGGAAUAAAUAGUGUAAGAGUGUUUCUUAAUUUUUUGGUUACAUUUUUUAUCAAAUUUUUGUUUAUGAAGGUAGGGCAGCCUGUAAACAUCACAGUCUUUCUGUAAAAUGCACUUUAACCCUUUUACUCCCAGAUCAAAUUUGUAACUCUCCUUACUGUCAAUCAUACAAUUCUUAUAAUGUUAGUUCAGAGAAUUUAGUAUUGAAUCAACUCAUUAUCCCCAAAUUGAUAUUUUUCUCUAUUCUCAUCACUUAUCUGGUUGAUAUCAUAUUGAUAUUGCAAGGGGAAACUCUGUCUUGGUUACUCAUGGAAGUUAAAGGGGCAAUGCAAAACAAAACCAAUCAUUUUAAGACAUGGGUGGCUUUUCAAAAAAUCAGGAUUUCUCUUCAUAGCUUGAGACUAGUUAUUUUUAUAGUCUCCUGUUGUAAAAGGUUGCCAACUAUUUCACAAACAUAUUUGGCAAAAUAAUUAUCUAAUAAACACUGGUAGGGAAAUGGGAGUCCACUGCAGUUCACCUGCUAUGAAGCAGUGCCCAGUUGUUCGAAGGCCAAUCAGCACUAACCUAGGGUUAAAUUUAUAUCCAGGUUUCUUUAUUUCUUUAUUCAAAAGUCUUUUAGGGUAGAGUUUCCCCAUUUCUUUCUGGACCAUUCAAUGAUCAAGUUGCAAGCAAAAAUAUUUAAACUGAAUUUUUUUUGAAAGCCUUCAGAACUGCUAUCAAAUUUCACAUUAACCCUGAGUUAUCUUUAUCCAGCUUUGAACAACCCAGGCCAGACUGUCAAUGAUAUGGAGUUUUAAGGAGGCUAACCCAGUGAUUCUAACUUUUAAGAUCUGCCAUGUUAUUCUAUUUUCCAUCUGCUGUAUAUUUACUUGUCUAGGAAUUACAGUUUGAUGUUACGUCAAAAUAACACCCUCUACUAUCCAAGUUCAUCUCUUCUUGUUACAUCUUUGCUAUCUAUUGUAUUUAUUUAAGAUAUUUUAACCCUUGCACUCCCAAGAUCUAAUUGGUAAUUCUCUUUACAGUCUGCCAUAGAGUUCUUCUGAUGCGAGUUUGAAGAAUUUGGAAUUGGAUCAACUUAUAAUUCCCAAUUGAUAUUUUUCUUUAUUCUCAUCACUUGUCUGCUUGAUAUUGUAUAAAUAUUGUAAGGAGAAAUUCUGUCUUGGUCACCCAUGGGAGUUAAAGGGUUAAUAAUUCUCUCUACUGCUUGCCAGACAAUUCUUAUUGGGUUAGCCAAUAAUCUUUAUUCUCUUCACUUGUCUGCUUGAUGUUUUAUUGACUGUGGAAGGAGAAAUUCUGUCUUGGUCACUCAUAGGAGUGAAAUGGUUAAAUGAUGGAAAUCAAAAGUUUUUGUUUCUUUUGUUUUCAGUUUUAUAUGCACUCCAACCUGGGGAGAGUCAUCACAGAGGUUUUAAAGGAAUUCUCUGACCACCCCCCUCAGUUUCGUGGUCCUCUUACAUCUCAGCCACAGUAAGUGCAGCUACAAACAUUUACCUGUUACAUGUGGCAUUUAACCCUUUCACUCCCAAGAACUGAUUGUUUAUUCUCCCAUCUAGCUGUUAUACAUUUCCUUACGAAUGAGUUACCAGAAUUGGUGUUAGGUAAAGGUAAUUUGUGUGAUUAGUGUAAAUAUUUUCCUUACCUGUUGGUGGAUAAAGUAUGGUUGUUGAAGGGAGAAAUUACAUGUUUUAAUCACUUCUGGGAGUUUAAGGGUCAAGGAAACCCCAACUAUGGGACAGUUUUUUGGAUUCACAUAUUUUGUGUAACAUCAUCUUCAAGACACUAUUGGUUUCAAUAGUGUCAAAAGUGUAUUGAUUUGGGAUAUAGAUCACUCAGUUACUAAAAACAUGAAGUGUUUUUGGUAACUAUUAAAUGUACCUGGCAUUUUUCAUUGAGUGGUGUAGUAACAUGUUAUGAGAUGGUAAAUAUCCAACAAGGCUGGCUCUAAUCAAUCUAGUAUCCAACAAGUGUGAAUGAAGUAAUUAUUUCACUAAAUUUUAUUAAAUUUUGAACAUUUGGAUAUUUACGAUAUUCAGGUAACCAAAUUUUAAUGAAUUUUAGCAAAAUGACAGAUCAUUUUCCUUAUAAGGUCAGAGUAUGUUAUGUGAGCUGAUAACUGAGACUUAGUGAGCCAAUCAGAAGGCUAGUAAGGUAAUGAUAGAGGUAAAAACUUAAUAAUUGCUAUUAGUUUCUUUUUAAUUCUAUGUGAUAUUCACCUUUUUUCUGACUGGGCACCUGGUAGUUGUUCUUAUUUUGGUUCCAGGACAUUUGACCUUCUUGAAAGAUGCUGUGUGGUCUUCCACUAUUAAAAAUAUAAAAUUUUGGAAACAACUUUAGCAUAUAACUUGAACAUAUGAAUAUUAUGAAUAUUUACUAAUGAAAAUAAUAACAAGUGAAAUGAUUUUGUUGUUUCAUAGAUUCCCUGCAAGUUCAAGUGGUUAUCAGCCACUAACUCAAUACAGCUUUCCCAGUUUUCCUGGUUUCCAGUAUACUCCACAAUCUACUGCUCCUUCCAGUACACCCUCCUUGUCUUCACUGAAUUCACCUGUAAGCCAGUACUCUGCUCUCUCUGUUACCAGUGCAGGGGCUAUGCCACACCUAGGCAGUAACUCACAGGUACAUUCUGGCAUGGUUGAGUGUUAAACAUAAAUUUAAAUUUGUAAUUAUUUUUGCAAAUGGGUGGCAAAUGAAAUUUCAACAUUUCAACAUUACAAGGCCUCUGGGCAUUAUGAUCAAGUUGCAGUAAAUGGGUUUCCCCUUCUUAAUCUACAUUAUGUCCACAACAGAUUAACUAUUAACACCUAAACCUCACCAGCAUCUAAUCUCUUCUUACAGUACCACCCUUAAAUCAAACAUUGAGGUUAUGAGAAUAAACAAAGUGAUCGUUUGUUAGAGGGGCUUUUAACAGUUAAUAAAGAAUUCUCCUUGUCAGCACUAACAUGACAGGAAGUCUAUACAGAACAGUACAGAAAUUUUUUUUGUUUUGUUUUUAUGAGGACAAAAAGGGUUAACUAAAAUGUUUCCUUCUACAUAUCCAUUACAUGCUAUCAUAACAGUGAAAUGAUAGUUUAAAGAGAAGGAAUGCAUGUAUAAAUACUGGUAUACACUAGGAGUAUUCAUCAUCUUUAUUUCCAUUAUUUUCCGGUAUAUUUUUCAGAUCACUCAGACUACUCCAUCAAGGCCACCAGUACCCCCCAGGCCAACUCAACCAGCUAAAGUGCCAAACUCAUUCCCAGAGCUUGAUGGUUUAAGGUAAGGCUUAAAAUGACAAAACACGAACAACAUCUUCCUGUAUUUGAUACUGAAGGUUGUAUUUACAUUUUCAUUCCCAGUCUUGAGGAGCUCAAAGAUCUUAUUGAUAAGCCUGAAGUAAUGGACACAUUUUUAGUCAAACUAGAAUCAGUAAGUUUACGGCCAGUUUUGAGUCUAUGUGUUUCUCCACUUUAACAUUAGGAUGAGUAUUUGUAUUAAGGUGGUAUUUUCAUGAAAAUUCAUGACUUCCAGUCCAAGGGAAAUUGGGAUGACACAAGAAUGAAUACAUUGUCAAAUUUAGGGGAGUGGGGUAAGGGACUUGAUUCAAAAGAGCUGACCUGUGGUCUCAGAUUUUUAAAGGUGGUGAUUAAAGGGUGGUGGGGGGUGUGGGGAAAGAAAAACACCCCACCCAGGAGGGGAGUAUUCUUUUCCCAUCUGGUUGACUUAAACAAAGUGGCAUUAAGGUAAUCAUAGUUACUAAUUUGAAAUUUCAGAUGAAAAAGCUAGAGGCUGAUAAAGAAGAAUUGAUGAGGAAAAAUGAAGAAAUAGCGAGUAUGUUCCUUUUCAACUCUCUUAACCUUUGUUUUACUUCUUUGUCAAAUAUUUCCUGUUCACUUUUGUGCAAAUUUUGUUAUAAAAUGUCAGGCUUCUCUCAAUUUCCUCUGUUGCAAUUAUUUCUUUGAAUGUUGUCUUGCAACUAUCUGUGUUUGAUCUCUCUUUAGGGUUUAAUUUGUCCCUUCAAUCAACUUUGGAGGGUAGUAAAGAUGAACUAUUGAAAAAGGUAACAUUAGCAGAUAAUGUUCAUUUAUUAACCCUUGAACUCCCAUGAAUGACCAAGACUUAAUUUCUCCCUACAAUAUCAGUACAGUAUCAAGCAGACAAGUGAUGAGAAUGUAGCAAUGUCAAUUAGCUAAGGGAUUAUUAGUAGAUUUGAGAGAAAAUUCUCUAAACUAACAUAAUAAGAAUUGAAUAGCAGACAAUAGGGAGAAUUACUAAUGAGAUCUUGGGAGUAAAAAGGUUAACUUUGUGCAAAGGGGAGAACUACCUAUACAUAUAUAUAUUUUUUUUUUUUUAAUUUUUUUUUUCUCUGAAUCAAACUCAAAUUUAGUUAAGAUCAUGACAAAAACACAGGAAACUGAAAUUUCUUCUAAAAUAUUGUAAUCAUGCCAUCUUAGCCACACCUUCAACCCUUUCAAAUGAGUUUUUCCUCUUUACAAUAUCAAAUCAAUAUCAGGCAUUCAGAUGAUGAGAAUAUAGGAAGGCAUCAACUGAGAGGAAAUACUUGAUUUAACACAGAUUAUCUGAACUUACCAAGAAGUGUGUGGCAGACAGCAAGAAAAACUAAUUUCUAGAGCUUGAGAGUAAGGGUGUAACCCUUUACAUCCUAACAUCAGUAUGCAUAUUCUCCAUUUUGUUCCCUGCACAUUUCCUGAGGUGCUGACAAGGAGAAUUUGUUUGACAGUCAAGAGCUUAUUUCCCUUAAUGCGUGAUUCAGCGGUGAUGUUGUAUGGGGGAAUUAGAUGUUAGUCACUCCUAGGGGUCAGAGGGUGCAUGCAUGUUUUGAAAUGUUAAAAGAAAAUUAAAGGUAAAUUUAUUAAUUGUUAUCAGUAAAAGCUUGUUACAUUUAGCCCAAAGAGUCGUUUGCUUACCUCUGACAAAUUGGUUAUUCGUUUGUUCAACUUAUUAGAUUUGGUCAUUCAAUUCGUGUAAGCUGCUAAUUUAGACAUGUAGUAUAGCUUACAAGGACUCGCUGCUUUCUUUACCUUUUUCUUCGAUUUCUCUGCAGUGUGAACGCGUAUCCGAGCUGAAAGGAGAGUUUGCAAACAAAAGUCAGAAACAGAAGGAGCUUAGUGAGGUAACGUUUUGUUAGAAAUACCGAUAGGACAUUGUACCCUUUUAAUUUAUCUUGAACGAACUUUCUCCUUCAAGGUGGUAGGAAUCUGAAAGCUGUUACUUGACAUAAAUAUUCUCCUCCUCCAUGGAGUGGUCGUGGUAAACGUAAACUUCCGGUUUGCGUUUAUUUGUGGCGACGUGAUUCGAGAUGGCGCCAAAGAGUGCUUUGAGUGUCGUAAAACCAAAACUAAAGUCGCAACAGCCAAUCAGAACAAAGAAAAAUACCUGUAAGAGCCAAUGAGAACUCAAGGUCAAACCGACCAAAAUGCCUAAAGCGCGGUAAAACGCGGGCGACUAAGUCAUAAUUUGUUUCAGUUUUGCAUCUGAUUGGUUGAGAAAAUAGAGCGAGUCUUCAGGACCAAUUGCAGGUUGAAGUAAAGCAAAAACAAAUUAAUCCCUGAGUAUUUUCGAUACACAACUAACAAUUGCUCAGAAAACUAUCGCAUUAUAGCAUAGAACAUCUAAGAGCUGGUGCGUUCUCUGUACUUUGACUCACGAUAUAGUCGCUUCGGUGUAGAUCGUGUCGUUUCAAGGGGGAACUAUUCAUCGAAGUCAAAUGUCAAAACUCUUUUCUGGACAUUUUGACAGGUAUUGUCUCUGGUCCAAAUAAGAACGCGCUUGGAAAUAGCAGCAGCUCAGGCAGAAGAAGAAUCGGAUGUAAGUACCCUAGAUACAGCCUUUCAUUUUUCUUUUGUGAAAUUUGGUGAGAUGAAAACAAACAGGCGGGGAAAUCAAGCAGACAAAACAAAUAAAAACAAAUCUUGGAUUGCAGCUUAAAUAUUCCUUCGGUUUGUUGCUAUAUGCUUCGUGCUAUAUGAAAAUGAGUGCAUUAUAAAAAUUGCUUAGUUUUCAUUCGCAGUGGAACUAACUGGAUCUUUUAUUUUCUCAAGGCCAUCGCUGAUGAGUUUCUUUCGAGUAAGUACGUGUGUUUUACUUCUUGGAAAGUCACAUCGCCAAGAAAUCUUGCUUUUUGUUUGCUUAAAACUAGCUAAGUGAUGAAAUACUAAUUGAACCACUGUUGUAUUCCUAACAGAGAGUAUGACGCCAGAAGAAUUUAUACAGAAAUUUUUAGAGAAGCGAAAGGUAGGAGCAUUAUUGGAGGCAUUUUUUUCGUUUGUUUGUCUUUUUUCAAUGGCAUGGAGGUCAGUUCGCUUUUCCUCUUUAUUUUUCAGUUGUGUCAUAGUCGAAGAGCGAAAGAAGAAAAGAUACGGCAUAUGCACACAAGAUAUUAAUUAAGCUUAUUAUUUGUUUGACUAAUCAUCCAAGGAGUCAUCUGACACAAGUUGAUGUUGGCCGUCGAAUGCCCAAUGAUGUUCGACCUUUUCAUGUAGGAAUAUCACGUGACUCCAUAAGCCAGAGCGAGCCACGAAUUUAUAAUGCAACGUUGAUACAAACGUUUAGACUUUGCAGAAAUUGUACAUAAUGCAGCAGUUAAGCACGAAAUAUUAGGCCACGAUUUGCUUUAUUUUCCGAAAUUCACGUGGAAUGACACAGUUGUCUUAUCUUUAUUUUGAACGAUUUUGUUCAUCUGUUUUCUCAAGAGGGCAAUCGAAGCCAUAAUACCAUACAACCCAGACCAAACGAUUAGAAUUAUUAUCAAUAUAAUUGCAAUAAGAGGAAAGUGAAGAUUUAAACUUAUUUAAAAAGAACAUUACACUCAAAGAGAACUUGAACAUGAAUAGAAUUGUAAAAUUUGAUAGAGGAAACAGAAUAGAAACUAUGGAUGGAAGAUGGAUGUUUUAAGACUUGGUUAUGAUGCCUUCUCGUCAUGAUGAUGCUGUGGCCUCACGAUUAGCGCUCUGGACGCAUGAGAGUUUGGUUCCAGCCCUUGUAAACAGAAUAGGUCUUUAAGAUAACACGAUGGCCUGGGUCGACAACUUUGAAAAAGUACCAAAAUUUAUAUCUUCAUAAUCAUCAGAGAAGCAUAUUGGAGGUUAUCUAACAAGCCUGCAUAACCAUGAGGACACAGAACUUCUUGCAUGAUGCUUGAAUUUGAACGGUGAUAACACCAUUUUCAGCGCUUAAGACUCAACCGAGUGGUCGGCGAAAACGACAUACUCGAGUUAUGUCAUGGAGCAAAUUUUAUAUCUAAUAAAUAAAACAGCC